This is a messenger RNA of Lachancea fermentati, 1881 nucleotides long. Lineage: Eukaryota; Fungi; Ascomycota; Saccharomycetes; Saccharomycetales; Saccharomycetaceae. The record is from the annotation of a GenBank genome assembly.
AUGUCACUUCCGCAAGAUCUUAAAUCCCUAUAUGUUAAAUGGUUAGAUGAUGAGAUUCAAAAAGUGUCUGCCAAGCAGGAGAGGCUAGCUAUGGUUUAUACCAAAGCCCUGGAUAAUUUACGCCGGUAUGACGCAGAAAUUGGCAAUCCAAAUGAACUGCUGAAGAUUAAGGGAAUUGGUAAUACUAUCAAAAACCUUCUCAAGCAAAGACUCUCCGCGCACUGCGAAGAAAUAGGUGCUGCCAUGCCCGAUGACUCUAUUACUGACGGUGAUAAUGACAAGCAGCAGCGAAUAAGAAUACGAGCAUUAGGGAAAGAUGAUGAUGCUGAUAGCGAAAAGCCGAAGAAAAAACGGAAGUAUGUACCGAAAAGAAGAUCAGGAGCCUACGCUAUUCUUCUCGGCUUGCUCGAGGGAAACGGACUUCGAGGUGGAAUGUCCAAAGAUGAGCUCACAAAAGGUGCUCGCAAAUAUUGUGAUAAUAGCUUUCAUGCCAACCCUUCAACAAGAGAGUUUCAUAGCGCAUGGUCUGCAAUGAAAACUCUGCUCGAUCGGGAACUUGUCAUUGAAGAAGGUAGGCCCAAACGAUAUAUACUCACCGCUGAUGGCGAGACGAUGGCAGAGCUUCUGAAAAGAACGGAUGGCGUAGUGUUUGAAGAUGAGGAGGAGUACGAAAGGCGAAAGCAUAACAAAACCAAGCGUAACGACGACAUAGAAGCAAACAAUUCAUGCGAGAUAUCAGCUAAUUUGAGUGAGCUGAUGAAACGCACCCGAUCCAGCUCAAAGGCUGAUAAUGUAGAUCAUUAUCCCACACCUCACCCAAAGGCAAGCGCCUUGCCGGAAUUUGUCGAGCCUGCACGUAAAACUCAUUCCAUUUCAAUCUCAUCUCCAUCCGAAUCUUCGAAAGAUACUCCAAUACCACGAGAUCAAGCGCUAUUACACAGUAGUAAGGACAACAUCAUUCGAGCACGGUGGAACAAAAUAAGCUAUGAAGUUUGGGAACCUAGCAGUUAUGAUAUUGUUUUAAUCAUUGAUCAUCGAGAGGUAAGGUCACAAAAGGAUCGAGAGUUUUUCGCCAAUAAGUUAACUGAAAGAGGUAUUGAAACGGAUAUAAGACAACUGUCUCUGAGUGAUAUGCUUUGGAUUGCUAGGCACAAAAUUUCGAAAAGGGAAUGCGUCUUGAAUUUCAUACUUGAGCGUAAGCGGUUGGAUGACUUUGCAAUGAGUAUCAUGGAUAAUCGGUUUCUGGAACAAAAGAACCGAUUGAAAAAGACAGGAAGCAAACAUAUAUAUUACCUUGUCGAAGAGACAUCAGCAAAUGAUACGAGCGUGAAUCGAAUGGCAGAAGCUAUUAGAACAUCAGUAUGGUUAACAAUGAUAUACAAUGAUUUUCAUGUGAAGCGUACGAAAAACUCAGAUGAGACUGUUGAUUGGCUUCAAAGCAUGACAAGCGUGAUCAAGAACUGCUAUUCCACAUUGCGACUUUUAGUUAUAAGCCCGCGUGAUCUUAAAUGCCAAGAGGACUAUGAAGCAUCCCUAACGCUAUUUAGAAACCAAUUUGAACGCACGGACGAGAUUGAAUGCUGCCAUAGGUUUGAUUGUUUUCAGGAAGUAAUGGGAAAAACAUCGCUUAUGACAGUAAAAGAGCUUUAUCUAAGAGCGUUAAUGCUGAAUAAAGGCGUCUCAUUGGAAAAGGCCUUAUCUAUUCAAGCAAAAUUUCCCACUCUUAAACAACUCUUACUCGCUUAUAAAAAAUGUAAGACCAGGGAGGACGCUAAGAUGAUGAUUGCAAAUACCAUGAAAGACGAGCCUGGUAAUAGAAAAAUUGGAAAAGCGCUCUCGGAAACUCUUUGGAAAACUUUUGGGGAAUGCGAUAAUGUAUAG